CCGUACAGGUUCUCAUUCUCUUCCCUCUUCAUAUCCCAUGAAAGCUUUUCACAUCAUUUUUUUGUCUUCAUCAUUAGCUAUUCACUUGUAUGUUAAUGUUUAUACUCUUCAUUCCUGGUAUUAACGUUUAUAACAGUUUUGCUCAUACCUUUCUCUUAUAAUCUAUUUCCAUUCAAUUUUCUUUUACCACAUCGUUUGUUAUUACUUCUAUGACAUUAGUUUUCUCCGAACGAUUUAUGGUGUCAUGUGAAACAGAUGGGACACAACUCAUAGUGGUGAACAACUGCAAAGAAAGUGUAUGGCCUGCGAUUCUCGGCAAUGGAGGGCACCCUUCACCAAAACAUGGCGGGUUUUAUCUCGGAAGCGGCGAAGAGGUUGUUGUGCAAGUCCCGGAGGGUUGGUCAGGGAGAAUCUGGGGCAGACAAGGGUGUUUCUUCGACCAACAAACAGGCAAAGGUUGUUGUGAAACAGGAGAUUGUGGAGGCUUAUUGCAAUGCAAUGGAAUCGGUGGAGUCCCUCCUGCAACCCUAGUAGAAAUGACUCUAGGAACCUCAAAAUCCGCGUUGCAUUUCUAUGAUGUUAGUUUGGGCGAUGGGUUUAACCUUCCUGUGUCAAUGAAGGCACUGAGUGGUAGUGGUGGAGGUUGUGGUGUUGCUUCCUGUGAAGCUAACUUGAACGUUUAUUGCCCUUCAGCUUUGGUUGUGGAGAGGAAUGGGAAGGUUGUGGGGUGCAAGAGUGCUUGUUUGGCAGCAAAGUCAGAUAGGUAUUGCUGCACUGGUCACUUUGCUACAAAAUGCAAGCCAACUGUGUUUGCUCUUCUCUUCAAGACCGUUUGCCCUAAUGCUUAUAGCUAUGCUUAUGAUGAUUCACCGGUGCUCAACACUUGCGUGGCACCUCGCUAUGUCAUUACAUUUUGCCCUCUACAUUGAUCAUUUCUCU
Vigna unguiculata (cowpea) is the source of this 939-nucleotide messenger RNA. Its product is annotated as thaumatin-like protein pseudogene. NCBI's taxonomy places the organism in Eukaryota, Viridiplantae, Streptophyta, Magnoliopsida, Fabales, Fabaceae. The record is from RefSeq and is a predicted model, not a curated record.